Andrographis paniculata is the source of this 1972-nucleotide messenger RNA. Its product is annotated as protein PSK SIMULATOR 1-like. The record is from RefSeq and is a predicted model, not a curated record. Gene Ontology annotation, biological process: positive regulation of growth. Lineage: Eukaryota; Viridiplantae; Streptophyta; Magnoliopsida; Lamiales; Acanthaceae. The coding region runs from base 263 to 1864 and encodes 533 amino acids. The transcript has 3 exons.
UUAUGGAGAUGAUCUUUUGAUUCUUCCUUCUUUUUUUUUUUUUUUUUUUACUGAUACAAAUAUGCGGAUGUAUGUAGAUCUUAUGUGGCGGAAUGCGGCUUCCGAUGGAAGUUCGGCGAUAAUUGUUGGUCUCAACGGUGGCUGAUACUGGUUUGUGGUAGCAGGGUUGAAUCCGAAGCCCUAAAUGAUGAUUCGAAGGUCUGGAGGUUGAGGAAUUGAGGUUAUUGCUUGAGUAGAUAAGUUUUUGUUGUUCAUUUGGAGGAUGUUGGGGGAGACUCUAACCGAGACGUGGUUCGGUAAUAUAUGGAAGAAUUCGCGCAAGAGUAUAUCGUGGGAACCCGAGAGACCUGUGGUCGGGAUCGUGGCGUUUGAGAUCUCAAGAUUGAUGUCGAAGGUUGUUAACAUAUGGCAUUGUCUCACUGAUAGACAGAUUGUUAGAUUAAGACAAGAGAUUGCAAGUUCAGUGGGGAUUCGGAGACUAGUUUCAGAAGAUGAAGACUAUCUCAUGGAUCUUGCACUCGCUGAAAUCAUUGACAAUUUGGGAUCUGCCGCGAAAUUAGUAGCCGUGCUAGGGAAGAAAUGCGCGGAUCCAAUGUACCAUAAUCUCCGGGGCAUGUUUGAUGAUCCGGGCUUGAUCGAUCCCAAAUGGUAUGGCUGGCAAUACCGGCUGAAGAAGAUGGAUCGAAAAGUGAAGAAAAUGGAGAAGUUUGUGGCUGCGACUGAGCAGCUCUUUUCCGAGAUCGAAAUUUUGGCUGACCACGAACAGACUCUAAGGCGAAUGCGAGCUGGAUCGAACUUAGGGAAGGUGAGAUUGCUUGAGUUUCAAGAGAAGGUUGUAUGGCAGCGGCAACAAGUCAAAAAUCUUCAAGAACUGUCUCCGUGGGCGAGAAGUUACGAUUACAUCGUUCGUCUUCUUCUCCGGUCUCUGUUCACGAUUGUCGAAAGGAUAAAGUAUGUUCAUGGGGUUAACCAGAUGGAUCCAGUCGAAGGUCAUAAUCGAUCGACGAGUAUCGAUUGCAGUCAUUUACUAAGCGAUACCUUCGAUCGCUUGGAAACGGAGAGAGCCCCUGUUCGGAGGUCGUUUUCGAAUUUGGGCUUGAUGGAUAGAAGUAAAUCGAAGAACCGGACGUCUCUCGAUCGAUCGCCGUCAUCGAUCCUUUCCCGGAAGCCUCAUACGAAAGCGAGACGAUUCGCCGCUAUUGGGAUGACGGGAUGUGUGACGGGUGGAAUCGAUAUCGAAUCCCCGUUCGUUGGCAGCUCGUUCCGAUCGAACGGUAUUUCUCCGAAAAACGACGUAUCCGUAUCCUUCUUUACUUCGAAACGAUGUCUGCUGGACGCCAACGAGUCGACGCUCGGGCACGCGGCGUUGGCUCUUCACUAUGCGAACGUGAUCAUAUUGGUCGAGAAGUUUGCAUCGGCGCCUCACCUAAUCAGCCUCGACGCGAGGGACGACCUCUACAGCAUGCUGCCUUCGUCUAUCCGAAGCUGCCUGAGGUCGAAACUGAAGACGUUCUCGAAAACGACCGACUACGAUGCGGCGUUUGCCGCCGAGUGGGGGACGGCGAUCGGGAGGAUACUCGAAUGGCUGUCGCCGCUCGCACACAACAUGGCGAGGUGGCAAUCGGACCGGAAUUUCGAGAGGCGGAGGCUGGGUUUCGGGUCGAAUGUGCUGUUGGUUCAUACGCUGUAUUUCGCCGAUCGAGCGACGACGGAGGCGGCCAUCGUCGAACUCCUCAUGGGGCUGAAUUACCUCGCCCGAUUCGGAAUCGGGCCGGAGAUCGGCGAGAGGCGGCUCCGGCAGCCGUGGUGCGGCGGCGGUUUCUUUCCCAGGUAUAGUAACAUGUUGUGCGAUGUCAUCGAUUGAAAAAAAGAAGUGUUGUAUUUGUACACGAUGGAUUGGAUUGGUUGUCUUAAUUUGUUGGGAUUCAAUCGAGGAUGCUUUCGAAAUACAAUUAAGAAAAUAAUUCAACAA